AUGGGCGACUUGCCCGAACCUCGGUGUAAUCCGACACGACCGUUUAAGCAUACGGGAGUUGAUUUUACGGGAUUUAUCCUAAUAAAGAGUAUCAAAGGACGAGAGCAAUUAAAUACGACUGGCCUAAUAAGCAUAGGUCAUGGUUGCAUGUUACGAAACAAAAUAGGUGUCAUUUAUGCUCAUAAUGAUUAUCAGAAUGAGCUCAAAACUGGACCAAUGGUAUAUUCGCCGUAUAUGGAUUCAAUCAAUAAUAUGAUAAAUGUGUCUUUAUCGUCGGAUGUUAUUGGAAUUUCAAGAAAUAACUACACCAUUAGUAGCCUUGAGAAAAUAGGCGCGGAUCUGGAACAUAUGCGGAAGGAAGCUCCCAUAAUUAGCAGUGUGACAUUCCACGACGUACAUCAGUAUAUUGCCUUAUACUCCAUUUUGGGCAUUUUCGUCGUGGUGGGAGCGAUUCUACUAUUUCGGAGGUGUCGUCAAACCGGUACGGCAGCACCCGUCCAGCAGAUACCAUCAGGCAUAGCAAUGAUGCCAAUACAGAAGACCACUGAUGUGCAGCAGGAAACAUCGAUAGUGGCAUUGGCGGAAGCAGUGGCAGCCAGUCUCGGAGUGGACUCCAAAGAGCCCACCCGGUACCGGACCCCGAAAGGUCUAAGUGUUAAUGAUAAGUGCCGCGGAAUGGUGUAA
This is a messenger RNA of Pieris macdunnoughi, 684 nucleotides long. NCBI's taxonomy places the organism in Eukaryota, Metazoa, Arthropoda, Insecta, Lepidoptera, Pieridae. The record is from the annotation of a GenBank genome assembly.